Molecule: messenger RNA, 2310 nt
Organism: Closterium sp. Naga37s-1
Lineage: Eukaryota; Viridiplantae; Streptophyta; Zygnematophyceae; Desmidiales; Closteriaceae
Source: the annotation of a GenBank genome assembly
AUGGUGGACGAUGUGGUGGGGGCGUUCGCAGAGCACAUCGGCCGCAGCAGCGUUCAUUACACGAAGUUUCAGAACCUGCAGCAGAUCUUCUGCCAGACUAACUUGGAUGCGCAGGGGAUCCACGCCGUGCGCUGGCUCUCCCGUGGUGAGGCGGUUCAACGACUGCUCGAUGUACUCCUUGCAGCCAUCGUGGUGUUGAAGGACUACAAGGCGGAGCUGUACGAGGUGGUAACCUCGUUCAAGUUCCACUGGCUCAUCCGCUUCCUUGCGGAUGUGCUGUGGGAGCUCAACCAACUAAACCAACGCUUCCAGCAACGCCAGAGACGGCUAGGUUCUAGCAGCAAACGCUCGCUCUCCCGUCGACUCCCCUCGAAUCGCGCUACAGCCGUUCGAGCUACAGCCGUCAGCGAUGCGCCUUCCCGGGUCGCGGAUUCGGGGUCGAGCGGGCUGGACGCAGAACUCGCCAAGUCUCCGUUCAAAGUGAUUGUGGCGGGAGCGGGAAUCGGCGGUCUGGUGUUUGCGCUGUCGUGCAAGAACCGUGGGAUUGACGUGGAGGUCUAUGAGCGGGAUCUGACCGCGAUUCGCGGCGAGGGGCAGUACCGCGGGCCGAUUCAGGUGCAGAGCAACGCGCUGGCGGCGCUGGAGGCGGUGGACCUGCGCGUGGCGGAGGAGGUCAUGGCGGCGGGGUGCAUCACGGGCGACCGCAUCAACGGGCUCUGCGACGGCCUCACCGGCGAGUGGUACGUGAAGUUCGACACGUUCACGCCAGCGGCGGAGGGCGGGUUACCAGUGACGCGCGUGAUCAGCCGCAUGACUCUCCAGCAGAUCCUCGUGGACGCUGUUGGCGAGGGCAUCAUUAGAAACGGGUUGACCGUCGUUGACUUCGAAGACCAGGGCAAGCAGGUGGCCGUGAAGCUGAGUGACGGCAGCACGGUUUAUGGCGACAUGCUGGUUGGCGCUGACGGCAUUCGCUCCAAGGUGCGGGACUUGCUGUUGGGAGUGACAGAGCCCACCUAUUCGGACUACACGUGCUACACGGGCAUCUGUGACUUUGUGCCUCAUGACAUUGAGACCGUGGGGUACCGCGUGUUUCUGGGCCACCGGCAGUACUUUGUGAGCAGCGACGUGGGGUUUGGCAAGAUGCAGUGGUACGCUUUCUACAACGAGCCUGCUGGCGGCUCCGACCCCCCUGGCUGUCGCAAGCAGCGGCUGAUGGAGCUGUUUGGCAAGUGGGCGGACGGGGUGGUGGACCUCAUUCAGGCCACCCCUGAGGAGGACGUGCUCAGGCGCGACAUCUACGACCGCAUCCCCAUUCUGACGUGGAGCAAGGGGAGGGUUACACUCAUGGGCGAUGCGGCGCAUGCCAUGCAGCCCAACAUGGGGCAGGGCGGGUGCAUGGCCAUCGAGGACGGCUUUCAACUGGCCUUGGACCUAGAGAAAGCAGUGGAAGGGGCAAGAAAGAAAACAGCCAGCAAGGGCGGCGUGGUUCGGCAGCACAUGGACGUGGCGGGUGUUGUGCAGCAGUAUGAGGCGGAGAGGCGGCUGAGAGUGGGGGCGGUGCACGGCAUGGCGCGCACUGCUGCUAUCAUGGCCUCAACUUACAGGGCGUACCUGGGGGAGGGCUUUGCUCCACUCUCUUGGCUGGUGAACUGGCGCAUUCCGCAUUGGGGCAAGAUGGGCGGGCAGGUGGUGAUGAAGCUCUUCAUGCCCUCCAUGCUCAAAUGGGUGCUCACUGGGAACACGUUUGCAUUGGAGGGCCGGGCACCCUACUGCCGAAUCACAGACAGGGCGGAUUCGAAUCUGGCCAAGUGGAUGGAGGAUGACGACGCAUUGGAGAGAGCAACCGAUGCCGAGUGGUUCCUGCUGCCUGCUGCUGACCGCAUGCCCCUCACCGGCACCCGCACUGACUCUGGCCGCCCCAUCCUGCCUCUUGCCAUUGCCACCACUCCUGAAGGCGCCCCCCCUACCACCAUCACCUCUGCUAUCACCGUCGUUGGCUCUGCGGAGUGUGCACCUGCCAGCGGCACAGCGGCGGUCAUCUCACUGCCUGGGGUGGAGGAGAAGCAUUGCCGCAUUGAGAGUCGUAGUGACCACACCUUUUAUGCCACGGACCUCAGCCAGACCCAGGGCACCUGGCUUGUCAGAGUGGAUGGAGCGCGGUCAAAGCUCACUCCAGGGUCCCCUGAACGCCUGCAUCCUGGUGACUCCCUCCAGUUUGGACCCAACACCGAGGCUCUCUUCCGUAUCAAGCUGAGGAAGGCACAGGAUGGUGGAAAGGCCAAGGACGUGUUGGCAGUUGCGACUGCUUAA